UGACGGUGAGGAUUCAGAUCACACCAUGAGUUUACAGAGAGCCUUCAGUCCAUCUCGCGGACUAAUACGCACCCGAUUCAGUGCUGACAAGAGGUCACAUGACUCCAGAACCUCAUCUAAAGCCUCAGUGGAGAGCUUUCCUUUGGACACAUCUCAGUUCAGCCAGUCUGGUAGCCAUUGGAGAGCCAGCAUUGGGCCAACAAACCCCAGCACUGACACUAAGAAAACCAACAAAAGUGCCAGCUAUAGACCUGCAAUGGGAAACUUGGAGAACAUCUUCUUAAACAGCACAAAACUUGCCCCUCCUAUAUCUGUUCAUCCUUCCCAUAAGCCUCUGCUGCAGGUCAACUACAGCUCCUCCUGCAGUCUGCCUGCAGGAUUCAAAGUGCGAGAUCAAGCAUCAGAACCAGUGUCCUCUAGAAGGCGCUCAACUCAAUCUGACUCAGCACUGCUUCCCAGUAACGUCUUCUUUCAACGGACCUCACCAAAGACCAGUGGAAGACCACAGCGCACCAGCAGAGAGGAAUCAAUACAUAAGACAUUGGACAAGGCCUUGCAGGCAGCUUUUCUAAUGAAGCAGACCACAGACAGGAUGGCAGACGCUCUCUCUGCUGACCUGGCCAAAGCUCAGCUCCAGAGGAAGUUACUGGGCCUACAUCCUCUCAGCAGCAGAGAAGACAGAUAGCUGUGCUGCUGUUAUUCACCCUCUUCAG
Molecule: messenger RNA, 713 nt
Organism: Carassius gibelio (silver crucian carp)
Lineage: Eukaryota; Metazoa; Chordata; Actinopteri; Cypriniformes; Cyprinidae
Gene: aknad1
Exons: 5
Coding region: 26-685 (219 amino acids)
Source: RefSeq, a predicted model, not a curated record